AUGUGGAGCAUGAAAGUGAAAGUGUAUCUGUUGCUAGUUUUGGAUUGUAUUAAAGACCAUAGUGUCUCUAGAUGAGGGUCCUGUUCGCCUCAGUAUAUAAUGUGUAUCUAGGGGAAGAGUUGAAUACUGUGAAUUUUAGAUUUUACCCCAAGGAACGGGGAAUAAUGUUGACAUAACAGUUAAGGCGACAAGAUAAAAGUCACAGGUAAUUCCAGGUACAGCACCUAAUUUACUGCCUUUUCUUAUCUGGACAAAAAACAAGUAACGCAGUGGUUAAUUACCUGUGCAGGUGAAUCAAGGUAACUUCGUUUUGAUGAUAUCAUUUCCUAGGAUUAUACUUUGUGUCAUAAGAACAGAUGUGACAUUUCUUCGUUUAUUUCACAUUGUUGGCAGAAUUCUUAUUUGAUUAAUGUAUUAUGGACUACAGUUUGGAUUAUACCCAGUUAUGUUACAACAGACAUAUUUGCUUCAUUGGAUAGUUUCUGCUGAUGUAAUUGGAAAUAAAUUUGCAUAUUUGUGAUCCAAGUUCUAUAAGUAUGCGAGAAGGAAGAAUGGAAGAUGAGGAUUAUUGUUACCGACCAGAAUGUGAAAUAGAGGCUGAUAGUGACCAUGAAGAUCAAGAUGCUGAGAGUGAACUGGGACAGUGGUUAGGACAAUUGGAAACUCUCAAAAUGGAUUUGGAUUCCGAUGGGACAGAUACAGUACGACGUAGAAACAAAACAAUUGUGACACCUAAAAUGGCCAUGGAGAGUUUCCGCUUCUCUUUUCUGAAUUCUGAUGAAAAUCAGGAUGUCAAUUUCGAUGCAAUACUUGGAGAAUUAUGUGAUCUGGAAAUGCAACUUAACACAACAGAGUAUGAAUUAGAUCGGAACAACAUGGGCCUCGUCAAAGAUGAACAUCGGGAUAGUGGCAAUGAUUUAGCUCAAUCAGAAUUAGAUGCUUUAGCUUCAGAAAUUACACAAAGUUUAUCAUUUAGACAUAGUUUACCAUAUGGUGAUUUGGAAUUAUUACCGGACCAAUUUCUUACUCGACGAGGAUCAUGUUCUGAUGCUCAUGAUAUUUGUGAAACAGAUUCAGCUUUUUCAGAAAAUGCCUCUCUUCCAUCAUCUGAAUCCUUCACUUCCAUGGUUACAGUAUCGUCGUCUGCUGAAGCUUCCAGUUCUGGUUCUGGUGAUUCAGGAAGCACUGUUAGUACCAGUACAGUGACGCCAUUCUCAGCUCAAGUCUCAGAGAUGCAUGAACUUUUAAUGUCUCAGUUGAGUUUGUUUGAAGAAGAACUCCAUAAAGAGAAUUGUCCUCCUAAUGAACAGAAAGCAAGAUUAAAAGCAGAGAAAAUAAGGAUAGCAUUAGAAAAGAUCAAGGAAGCCAAAAUAAGAAAGUUGUUUGUAAGAGCCUUUGCUAAAGAUGGAAGCAGUAAAAGUAUUUUAGUGGAUGAGAAAAUGUCCAUUGGUCAAGUAUGUAGUAUUCUGGCUGACAAGAACCAUGUACGACUGAAUGCUAAACUAGCUGUGAUAGAACAUAUGCCUGAUCUUUAUAUGGAGAGAAUUUUAGAGGACCAUGACUGUCUAGUAGAGAAUAUGGUAAUGUGGACCAGGGAUUCGAGAAAUAGAAUCCUGUUUGAAGAGAGACAAGAGAAAUUUGAUUUAUUUAGGCAACCAGAGAAAUAUUUAUUGGUCAGUUCCUCAUCAGAGAAAGGUGCCUCAUUGGCACCAAACCAGAGACACAAACUUGUACAGGAAUUCUUCAAUGGUAGUGCUCAAGUCCCUGAGGUUGAAGGUGUGAUGUAUCUGAAGUCAGAAGGAAAGAAAGCAUGGAAAAAAUUUUACUUUGUUUUACGAGCUUCUGGACUGUACUAUAAUCCUAAAGGGAAAGUUAGUAAGGCUCCCAAAGAUUUAACCUGUAUGGUACAGUUUGCUUAUGUGGAUGUGUACUAUGGCCUCGGAUGGAAGAAAAAAUAUCAUGCUCCAACAGAUCAUGGAUUUGCUCUGAAACAUCCUCAAAUUCAGAAGAAAACAUCAAAAUACAUACGCUACUUCUGUACAGAAAACAAAGCUGCUUUAGACCAGUGGAUCAUGGGUAUUAGAAUGGCUAAGUAUGGCAAACAAUUACAGACUAAUUAUGAGAAACUGAGAACUGAAGUAUCAACAUGGGACUCGAGGGAACUGAGGUCAAGUGUUUCUGAUCCAGACACGUUUGAUGAAACUUUGGAAUUUGUUCCUGGAAGUAGCUUACAAGAUAGUCGUUUGUCAAUGCCAGAACCUGGAUCUCGUCAUUCAAUAGUUCAUGUUCAGAAUUCUACUUUAGUAAGAAAUAGCGCGGGGAGUGAUACAACAAUCUGUGAAUCUUCAGAUGAAAUCAUGUGCUUAGAGUUGAAUUCACAUCAUGAACGUAAAUCCUCUUUAACAGGCCAGAAUAUGUAUGAAUUACAAAGACCUGUUGUUAAACGUGUGUCGUUUAGUAAUACACAUUCUGUUAUAAAUUCUGAGGGAGAGGAAAUUGUUCCCUUACGACACAGAGAUUCUAUAACAAGUUCUUCAACAGAAUCAAGUGAGGAUUCUGUUUCUAGUGGAGAAAUGCGCUUUAAUAGUGUUUCUCGUGCAGCAAGCAAAAUGCGAGCUAGAAUACCAGUUACCACUGAAACCACACGACACAUGUCUGAAAUGUAUCAACAAACAAUGGAUGGAAGUAGUAUAUCAUCUUGUGAAUCUUAUGGGACACAUGAAAGGAAAUCUUCACUAACAAGUCCCAUUCAUUCUCAUAGUUUUACUGAAAAAGACAGAAGGAAAUCUGCUCCUGUGAUUCAUGGAGAAGGGAAAGAAACUCGACAUGAAAGGAAAAGUUCAGAUUCAUCUCGUGAAUUUAAAGUACGUUCAAUUUCUGGAGACAAAGAGCCACUUUAUGAAAAUAUGCAUGAAAGAAAGAGUUCUGAUGACUCAAGAGAAUUUAAGAUUCAUUCUCGUAAAGCCUCUAAUGAAGGAGUAAAAGAAUCACGACAUGAGAGAAAAGGUUCAGAUGGAUCUCGUGAAUUAAAGGUUCGCUCACAAAUUAUACCCUCAGAAAGAGGAAUUCAUGAAUCACGGCAUGAUAGAAAAGGUUCGGAUGGUUCAAGAGAAUUAAAAGUUCGCUCACAAGCUAUUCCAAAUGACAGAUACAUACAAGAAUCUCAUCAUGAAAGGAAGGGAUCUAACUCCUCUCAAGAUUCAUUAAAUCGUCUUAAUCACUGUGACAAAAUAUCAGGUAUUCAUGCGCAACAAUUACUGACUGAUGUAAAACUAACAGGUUCUCCGCCCCCUCCAAACAAACAAGUGCAAUCAACUCAGAAUUAUAAACGACCACUAACUCCACCACCAGCUAGACCCAUACAACCGAUUGAGGAAGUUAUGCCCCCUUAUUCAAGUUUACCACUGUCACCACCUCCUAACAGAGUAAUGUCACCAACACCAAGUAGGGAAAGGCUUUGUACACCGCCACCACCCCCAACACAUUCAAAUAUCUGUAAUAUGAGAGAGCGUUUGACGUCACCACCACCUCCACCUCUCCAGAGAGUUAUGUCACCACCUACAGUCAAUCGAGAAAUGACCUCACAUUCAAGGUCAAGUUCUAGUUCUAGUCAUUACAGCAAUCUUAGUACUGAGGACCAUUUUCCAGUCCCUCCUGGAGAGUGUCACAAGAUGUCAUCGUACCCACAACCUCCAUCAACACUCAUGUCUCCUAUGUCAAACAAGUCAAUGGCUGCUCCACAUCACAUGACGUCACCUGCAAUGUCAAACAAAGCCAUGCCACAAACACUACCACAAGCAUUAAAGUCACCUCCGAUGCUAAGCCAUCAUCAACCUCCACAAUUAGUAAUGUCACCUCCUGCGUCUAAGCAUUUCUCCCAGAAUGCACUACCAUUGUCUCAUCCGAUUGCAUCACAGAUGUCUCCUCCUGUCUCCUCCGACUUUGCUACACCACCUUCCCCAGCUCCACCUGCAAUGGUCCAUACAGCAGCUUCUAUACAAUCCAGUUACUCAAUGCAAAAUGAUUCAUCACCACCAACCCCGCGGAGUUGUGUACCUAUGCCUCCUGCAAUGCCUUUGUUGCAGAAUCGUUAUGUUAGCAUGGAAAUAGGAGGAAUUAGUCCAUUACGAAAAAGUGGACCUGAAACUGUCAUUCAUACACAUGGACCACAGAUGUCACCUCCUAUAGUGAAUCAUCAGCCAGGUGCUUAUAACAUGCCACCACAAAAACAGAGACCAUCUCCAUUAUCAUGUAGUACCCAAGCAUAUAACUCUCAAAAUUCUCAAAAUGUGAUAUCGCCAACAAUGUAUUCUCCUGAAGGACAGCAUUUUAAUGCCAUGACAACAAGUGGACCACAAUUUAAUGGACCUUAUGACCAAAUGUAUCAGUGUGGUCGUGUUAUGUCAUCGUCUAUGCCUACAUCAAACAGUUCUAUGAUUCCACAAUCGGGGAAAACUAGUGCAAUAUAUGACAGCUAUGGAAAUUCUCAUCAGCCACAAAAUCACAUGUCAUCUGUCUCAUCUAGCGACGAUCAUUUACCACAACAAUUACCAUUUCUAUCAGAAUUAUCUCAGAGACCACAAAAAGGAGGUGGCAAAGUUCCUCCGGCUACAUUGCCAAAGCCUGAUAGUGGACCGAAAAAUAGUCAAAAAUACAAUGGUGCUAAUUCUUAUGAACUAGGAGUAACUUCUCCAAAUGGACCUUCACCUUUAAGGCCUAAUUCAAAUAUAGGCAAUAAGUCAAGACCGCCACCUCCUCAACGGAGUGAAAAUACAAGACUUUCAAGUGAAAUCAAAACUACUAGUGCUGAUAUACAUUCUGUGCCAAAUUAUGACCCCCUUUAUGAAAACUUGGGUGAAUGUGAGGGACUGAUUGAUAUUAAUGAUCUUCCCCUCCCACCACCAGAACUGUUGGAGGGAAUUGGUGGAGGGGUUCCAAAGAAAGGAAAGGUUCCCCCUCCCCCACCAAAGAGGAGUUUAGAAACACAUUUGACUAGUCAGUAACUGCUGUUGUAUGUAUAUACCAGUGAAAUUCAUAUUUUGUUUAGUUUCAGAUGACAUAAUAAUUGUUAAUGUUUUGUGCAACCAUAAUAGUGCAGAGAAAAAGGUAACUUAGGUUACAUAAACUAGUCAGUGUAUUAAUUAUGAACAACGUGUGAACAAGGAAGUUGUAUUAAUUUUGGUCAUUGGAGCAUAUUAGACUUACGUUUUUUUUACAAUUUUGAUUCAGAUCUUUGUAAUUUGUGUAUAACUUUUCUAUAAUUGUUCAGUUGAAAGCCUGUUUGUAAACUCAGGACCCUGAAAAAUCAGUAUUUAUAUCCGAUUCUGUAAUCAUUUUGAUCAUGCUUACAUCAGUUCUUCAACAAUAUUUAUACUAGGGUCAACAUUUUAGUUUAUGCAAAAAUGAAAAGUCAUUUAUAUUUUUGUCUCAUUAACAUGAUUAAAUGAUACAUUUGUUUUAUAUACUCCAUCACAAGAAUUUAAAGUAAAGGAUCAUAGAGAAAAAAGAUUUUUUUUUAUAUCAUAAAAGGUUUCAUAUAAACUUAGAUAUUAGCCCAAGACAUUGCUGAGGGACAGCUAAUUAAGGGGAGAUAAGUAAUCUAAAACCAAAAUAUUUGAUCUUGAUAUGAACAAAGAUAGUAUCGUUAGUAUGUAUUGAAUUUCAGUACUUCGACUGCAAUACAUGUUAACAUUAGUAUCGUUAAUGUGUGUUGAAUUUCAGUACGUUGACUGCAAUACAUGUUAACAUUAGAAUCGUUAGUAUGUAUUGAAUUUCAGUACUUCGACUGCAAUACAUGUUAACAUUAGUAUCGUUAAUGUGUGUUGAAUUUCAGUACGUUGACUGCAAUACAUGUUAACAUUAGUAUUGUUAGUAUGUAUUGAAUUUCAGUACUUUGACUGCAAUACAUGUUAACAUUAGUAUCGUUAGUAUGUAUUGAAUUUCAGUACUUUGACUGCAGUACAUGUUAACAUUAGUAUCGUUAGUAUGUAUUGAAUUUCAGUACUUUGACUGCAAUACAUGUUAACAUUAGGAUGAAUAUUUUGAGCAUAAAACCAUAUAUUGUUUACUUUCUACAAUCCAUAGAUAAUAGUGCUGUAUAAAUCUGUCUCAAUAUGUUACACAUAUAAGUGAUGUAUACAUUUGUAAUAUAAUAUGUCAUGUAUGUGAUCAGGUGCUGUCAUACUUUGUUUUUUAAAUAAAUAUAUAUGUGUAAAAUUUAUGUAACCAUGACAUACAAGAAAGUUGACAAGUAUGGAAGGAAAUUGUUUUUUGGUUUGUUUUUAAACUUUACUUUAAAUUUAUAAGUGUAUUCUGAAUUUUAAUCAUUUGAUCAAAAUCAACUUGUAAUUGUUGGCAUCAUAUCAUUUGAGGUAAAAAAAAAUACAAGAUUACAUGUUACUCUGAUCCAUUGAACAGUGGAUACAAGUUUGAGGUCAAAGUUUGUUACUUUUAUUGUAUGUUAUUUUAAUAUAGGGGUUCUAUAAUUUUGAAUGUUUUCUUCAAAACCAUUUUAAAAUAACUAUGCCAAAUGAACCAAUGAAAGCAUUCUUCCUGUUUCUUAAAAAUAGCCAUAUUAGAACAAACUUUUAUGAAUUUUAGAUGCAUAUUUAUAUGUUGUGUACAUUUUUGACAAUGAAAAUAUUUUGAGAUGAAGAUUUAUUUUGAAAUUCUAGUCAUUUUUUAUCAGUUAUAAACUGUCAAUUUUUUAAAUCUUUUAUGUUUUGAAUACUGUUUUACAUGUGUUUUUUUGUUUUGAAUAUUUUUCAGCAUUUAUAAGCAAACAAUUAUCUUUUACAUUUUCUAUAUAACAUUUUAGUAGAACAAUCAAAAUGUCAAAACUGGUUCAUUUUAUCUUUAUUUAUUUCCAUAUAAAUAGUGUUUUCCAUACAUUUUUUUCUCAGUUGAGUGAAUUUUCGAACACUUAGAAAAAAUACUUUAAUAUGGAAACACUUUAAGUCUACCGUAAGAAUGAAUGGUCAUAUGCAAUGGUUUUAUUCUAGAACUAACACCAAUGGACUAAUUUUAAAAUCUGAUGGUCCUGUCAUGAAAAACUAUUAGAAUAGAAAACUAGAAACAAAACAUGAUAGGAUGCUUUGUCCUCGCAUCAAAAACAUUUUUUCACAUGGACAAAUUAGAAAUACUACAGAGAGUACAAGUGAACUUAAAAUUAUACACAAACUUAUUUAGAACCCAAUGUUGUUAAUGUGUGCAGUUUUAUGAUCAAAACUUGAAAGUUACAUUUGUUUAAAAAUGUGUAUAUAUGACCCUUAAAAACUUGAUUACACAAAAUAAGAUUUUGUUAUUGGUUCAGAUGUUUUGUUAUGUGAUUAAUACUUUUUAGCUGUAAGUGGGUAUUUUGUUUUGUUAUGAUUUAAGAUUAAUAUUUAAUAUGAAUAUUUAGAAAUGUGACAGAUUUUUGUCAAUAUACACAUUUGUAUUGGAAUUUGUUGAACUAUGGAAAUCCAAAUCUAGCUCACCUGGCUUAGAGGCUAAUAUGAGCCUGUAUGUCAUCCUUAUUUGUUAGUAAAUAAAAUUUACUCUGAAAACACUGAUAAUUGAACCUGAUUUUGUUGGGAAUCAUCAUUAGGGUGUCUUUUUCCAUACAUAUAUUUAACCUUGCAUCUAUCUAACAUAAUUAUCAACUGUAAAUAAGAUCACAACUAACACCCAAGAAUAGGAAAAACUUGCAAUAACAAAAAUUUUUUUGACUGGAAUACUGCCGAAUAUUUUCUCAUGAGGAUAAGCAUUUGAAUGGUCCAUGUAUCCUUUUCAGGUUAACUGUCAAUGCAUGCUUCAUUAAACUGCAUCAAAAAGGAUAAAAAAAAAAAUCAUCAAAAUUAUGGUUUUUGUAGUUUACACAAAACAUUUUUCACCUUAAUAAAAAGAAGUUAAUUUUCUAUUGUCAUCAAAUUUCAAAAUGUCUGACAUUGUUAUAAAUUAAGUAUGAUAUUUGAGAACCUUAAUUCAAUUUAUUUCUCUUUUUUGGUUUCUAGAGAGGUUCUGCUCUUAUUUUUCAUAUUAAACAUUUUCCUGUCUAAAUAAGUAAUGAUUGGGGUGUAAGUUUAUCAUUGAAUCAUGGAUUGUGUGCAUAUGUAUACAAAUUGUGUAUUGUGAUUGCUUAUUAUAGAUAAGAGUAGGCAUUUAUUGUCAGGUUUGUAAAACCUGUAUGUCCACAGAUAGAGUGCAACUCAUUUAAUAAAUUAUGUCUCAGAUUU
Messenger RNA from Mytilus trossulus (common blue mussel), 8216 nucleotides. RefSeq names its product ras-associated and pleckstrin homology domains-containing protein 1-like. Bases 537 to 5003 code for a protein of 1488 amino acids. The record is from RefSeq and is a predicted model, not a curated record. Lineage: Eukaryota; Metazoa; Mollusca; Bivalvia; Mytilida; Mytilidae. Gene Ontology annotation, biological process: signal transduction. The transcript has 15 exons.